This is a messenger RNA of Fibroporia radiculosa, 945 nucleotides long. RefSeq lists its product as uncharacterized. NCBI's taxonomy places the organism in Eukaryota, Fungi, Basidiomycota, Agaricomycetes, Polyporales, Fibroporiaceae. Gene Ontology annotation, cellular component: cytosol. The record is from RefSeq and is a predicted model, not a curated record. The coding region runs from base 1 to 945 and encodes 314 amino acids. Gene Ontology annotation, molecular function: aldose reductase (NADPH) activity. The transcript is spliced from 10 exons.
AUGGCAUGCCCCACAGUGAAGCUCAGCAACGGCGUAGAGAUCCCAAUCAUUGGGCUCGGAACGUGGCAGUCCAAGCCAAACGAAGUCACAGCUGCUGUCGAGGUUGCGCUGAGGGAGGGCGGUUACAGGCAUCUUGAUUGCGCUGCGGCCUACGGGAACGAGACGGAGGUCGGAGAAGGAAUCCGCAGGUCUGGCGUGCCCCGAUCUGAGAUCUUCAUCACUAGUAAACUGUGGUGCACGAAGCACAGCCGGGUUGAAGAGGGACUUGAUGAAACUCUCGCGAAACUUGGUACCGACUAUUUGGAUUUGUAUUUAAUUCACUGGCCGUUCCACUUGAAUCCCAACGGCAACCAUCCUGUCUUCCCUACUCGUCCUGAUGGUACCCGCGAAAUUUUACCAGACUGGCAACUCAAAGAUACUUGGGUUCAAAUGGAGGCUGUGUACAAGAAGGGCAAAGUCAGGGCCAUUGGGAUAUCCAACGUCUCAGAAAAGUGGCUUGAGGAGAAGAUCCUUCCUUAUGCCGAGGUUGUCCCUCAUGUGAAUCAGCUCGAGAUUCACUUGUAUAACCCCCAGCACAAGUUGGUCGAAUAUCUCACUUCCAAGGGCAUUGUAACUCAGGCCUAUUCUCCCAUUGGCUCCACCAACUCCCCUAUUCUGACUGACGAGACAGCUUCCGCCAUUGCCCGAAAGUAUGACCUGCAAAUAACUGACGUGUUGCUCGGAUACUUGAUGGCUAAGAACAUUGUCAUUCUCCCGAAGUCCGUCACGCCCGCACGUAUCAUUAGUAACUACAAGGGUGCGCUAGCUGCUGGGUCGAAAUUGACCAAAGAGGAUAUCGAGCAGCUCGACGGCGUGGCAGCGUCCGGAAAGCAGAAGCGAUUGAUCAUGCCCCCGUGGGGUGUCGAUCUUGGCUUUGACAAUUGGCCAGUAGCGAAGACAAACUAA